Linum trigynum is the source of this 4249-nucleotide messenger RNA. The record is from the annotation of a GenBank genome assembly. NCBI's taxonomy places the organism in Eukaryota, Viridiplantae, Streptophyta, Magnoliopsida, Malpighiales, Linaceae.
CUAUAAAUUCAAUAGAGCGAAUUAGUAAAGUCCUUCUUUGCGCCAAUUAUGAUAAAACGCAUGUCUUGUCUCUCUGUCAAGGGAAGAGUGACGGAAACGUGUAGCUGAACAUUAUUGCAUAUCAAAUGAAGAAUUGAGCGAGGGACGGUGCUCUGCUCUGUAAGUUUGGCUUGCUUUUUUUUUAUGGUUAGUGUGAUUAAUUAAUAAAUUAAUUAAAUUUUCGUGUGGGGAAAAAUCUCACUGCAUUUUGGGGUGGUUUUUAUCGUUAGUUUGUUAGAUCUUUACAUUCAAUUCUUGGUAGUUGACGGAAGAAAAAUGAAAUCGAAACACCUUAUGUUGUCAAGAGCAGGGCAACAUGGAGAGAGUCCGUUUUCCUUUUUCCAUGUAUUAUAUAUUUGUGGAUGCAAAGAAGCAAAACACUCUCAGAUCUCCCCUCAUCAUUCGGCUGUAGAACCUCUCCCCUUCCCUAUUUCUGUCAACCUUUUCCCCUCUGCUCUCCAUUCUCAACUAUUAGCUCUUUGGCUCUCAUCUUUGACCCUUAUGUUCCCUCUCUCUAGCUCUCUCUCUCUCUCUCUCUCUCCCCCUAUCUCUCUCGCUUACCCUAAGAAAUCAUUUACAAGGUAAAGUUUCAUCCUUUACUUUUUAUGCCGUUGAUAUAAUCUCUACCUUUUUUCGUAUAUUGUUUUGGGCGAGGAAUGCGUGUUUGCCUGCAUAUGGGUAGUUUUGUUAUGUGAUUCAACGAUGUGGGGUUAGUUUAGUUUUUUGAAGUAGUUUGUUUGUUGGUGUGAUCUUGGCGACAUGAAUAAAAUUUUGGGAUUGUGAAUUUGCAGAUCUAUGACUGAUGGGCGUAUAGAUAUAUUUAUUAUUGUUCAAUAUAUUUGUUCUUGAAUUGUUUGUUAAAAUCCUCCAGUUUUACAGUCCUUUCCAUAUGGUGCCUAUUUUAUGGGUGAUUUCAGUUAUCAAGAUUCUUAUGCUUUUAAUCAACUAUGAAAAUUGAGAUUAGCUCUUCUAUGAUUCCAGAAAUUCGAUAAUUUACGUUUCUAAGUAGAUGCAAUUGUUUGAUCUAAUGAUACAAAUAAUAGAUCGAGUUGAUUAACAAUGAGGUUUGAUAUAUUGGCUUUGAUUUCAGGAGAUUUCAUAGGGUUUAUAAAGAAUGGUGAAGAUAUGUUGCAUAGGAGCUGGCUAUGUCGGCGGCCCAACAAUGGCCGUGAUAGCACUAAAAUGCCCCAAAGUUCAAGUCUCUGUUGUUGACAUCUCCACUCCUAGGAUCACCGCUUGGAAUAGUGAACACCUCCCCAUAUACGAGCCAGGCCUCGACGAUGUGGUCAAACAAUGCAGGGGUAAAAACCUCUUCUUCAGCAAUGAUGUAGAGAAACUUGUCGCCGAGGCUGACAUCGUCUUCGUCUCUGUCAACACCCCAACCAAAACUCAAGGCCUUGGUGCUGGCAAAGCUGCCGAUCUCACCUACUGGGAGAGCGCCGCUCGCAUGAUUGCUGAUGUAUCCAAAUCAGACAAGAUUGUGGUGGAGAAAUCCACAGUCCCCGUGAAAACUGCAGAGGCAAUCGAGAGGAUUCUGACCCACAACAACAAAGGAAUCAACUUCCAAAUUCUCUCCAAUCCGGAAUUCCUUGCUGAGGGAACCGCAAUUCAGGACCUCUUCAAUCCCGAUCGUGUCCUCAUUGGUGGUAGAGAGACUCCCGGUGGACAAAAAGCAAUUGCAACAUUGAGGGAUGUGUAUGCUCAUUGGGUUCCAGUGGAGAAAAUCAUUUGCACAAAUCUAUGGUCUGCUGAACUUUCAAAGCUUGCAGCCAAUGCCUUCUUAGCACAGAGGAUUUCGUCGGUCAAUGCCAUGUCAGCACUGUGCGAAGCCACUGGUGCAGAUGUCACGCAGGUUUCACAUGCUGUCGGUAAAGACACAAGAAUUGGUCCCAAGUUCUUGAAUGCAAGUGUCGGGUUUGGUGGUUCGUGUUUCCAAAAAGAUAUCCUUAACUUGGUCUACAUUUGUGAGUGCCAUGGACUUGCUGAGGUGGCAAACUACUGGAAACAGGUGAUCAAGAUUAAUGACUACCAGAAGACAAGAUUCGUGAACAGGAUCGUUUCAUCGAUGUUCAAUACUGUGUCUGGAAAAAAAAUUGCAAUCCUAGGUUUUGCCUUCAAAAAGGAUACCGGAGAUACAAGGGAGACGCCAGCAAUUGAUGUUUGCAAAGGGUUGAUUGGUGACAAGGCCAAGAUUAGCAUUUACGAUCCUCAAGUUCAGGAGGAGCAAAUUACAAGGGAUUUGUCAUUGAAGAAGUUUGAUUGGGACCAUCCAGCUCAUCUCCAGCCUAUGAACCCAACCUCGGUGAAAGAGGUUACUUGUGUCAGGGAUGCUUAUGAGGCGACAAAGGGAGCUCAUGGGAUCUGUAUUUUGACUGAGUGGGAUGCGUUUAAGUCGCUUGAUUACCAAAAGAUCUUUGAUGGAAUGGAGAAGCCUGCAUUUGUGUUUGAUGGACGGAAUGUUGUUGAUGCUGAGAAAUUGAGGAAUAUUGGGUUUAUUGUUUAUGCUAUUGGGAAGCCUUUGGAUGCUUGGCUGAAGGAUAUGCCGGCUGUGGCUUAGAAGAACAAGCAUAAGAAACACCAAAGAUGGAAGGAAGAAGUUUUCAAAGUUCAAAUUUUUUUUAUCAUUCAUUUAGUAACAUGUUUUUCUCUUUUUGUUUUUAAUUAUGUUUUGAAUCAUAGCAUCUGGGAUUAAUGUUGCAUUACUGCUUACAUUGUAUUUUGGAGGGUUUAUGGACAUUAUGUUGAGUGUUUGUGGAAACAAUAUAGUGGUAGUAGAAAAUAUUAUUCAAGAUUAUAUAGUAUUGUUUGUCAACUAUUGCUUUGAAUAAAAUGGGUGGUUCAUUAUACUUCAAUUUACACAUCUUGUUUCUUUAUGGAUAUAUUAUUGUAUUUUUCAUGCUCCAAAAUGUUAGAAAUGAUAUUGAAUUACUCCACAUGAUUUUAAUUUAAAGAUAUCCCGCCUUGAAGGACUAAAAAGUGGGGGAUUUGACACCCUUAAUCUAGAACAAGAUAACGUUUAAGCCACCUAGUCGGUUUGCAACGUGCAAAUCACCUAAAGGGUUGCAACAUGAAAACCGAGGGAAAAAGGGUUUGUCACAUGCAAAAUAAAUAAAAUUAUUAUUUUUAAAUAUAUUAUAUUUAUUCAGAAUUUAAAAUAUCAUAUUUGCUAUUUUUUGUAAUUAUAUUUUUCUCUCUCCCAAGUCUCCAUCUCUCGCACUUCUAGUCCAUGGCCGCCUCUCUGCCUUCCUUUGAUAGACUUCCUACAACCACCGUCCUCCGACCACCUAACUAAACACUAAUGCACUUGGGAGAAAGAUAAAAAUCAUUACUACUUAACCAUUAUCAGUGCGUUUGGGAGAAAGACAAAAUAUGUACCAACGUUUGGAAGGAAGAGCUCAUAUAUGAGUUAAAAAAAGACAAAAGCAGUACCACUGUAUCCGGGAAAAAGACAAACCAAUACAAGUGCGUUUGAGAGGAGGAGCUAGGAUAUGAGUUUUGGAAAAUCCUAAAGGAAACUCAAUACAAUAUUGUUCCUUUCAACAAAUGAGUCAGACCAUGCUUAACAAUUAAUAACUUAACUGUUAACUAUGUAACCGAUCAUCACCAUCAAUAUCGAUUGACCUUGUCACUAUCCAGAUAAAUUGAUUUCAAUUUUAAAAUGUCUACAUCAAUAAGAAGUUGUAGUUGUGUUUUCAUAUGACCGGUAAAGGUGGACCGAAGUAUCAAACGAUCGACCAUAGUAUCACGGUCGACCCGUAGGUGUGAAAGUAGCUGAUCGACCAUUGCCUAUUUUUGUCUCAUCGGACUUAAUCGAUUGGUACGUAGUUAACCGCUAACUCGUUGUUGCUAUCCACUAAACCUCUGGUAACUCGAUAGGAGCAUUGUUCUUUUAUUUACAACUAAGUCACAUCAUGAUUAACGGUUAACAGCUAAUCAUUAAUAGUAUAACCAACCAUCACCCUUAAUAACGGUUGACCUCGUCACUACCCAUAUCAACUAAUUUCAAUUGAAAAUAUCUUCAAGAAUAAGUUAUAGUUGUAUUUCAAUAUGAUCGGCAAAGGUCGACCAAGAUAUCAUAAGACAAUUUUUUGCUUGGGUUUAACCUGUAAUCCACCCUUAUUUUGUUAUCCAGAUUCAUCAUAUUAAACAAUUCAAAUAACUCGUAUUGGGAGUUUAACCCAAGUCACCAAAGUAAAGUCUAGAUGACAUG